This is a messenger RNA of Porites lobata, 3014 nucleotides long. The record is from the annotation of a GenBank genome assembly. NCBI's taxonomy places the organism in Eukaryota, Metazoa, Cnidaria, Anthozoa, Scleractinia, Poritidae.
AUGCAAAACCCUGGGAAGGGACGAGUUGGACCACCUGGCCCUCCAGGGAAACAAGGGCCAGCUGGACCAAAAGGAUCAAAAGGUAUACUCGGAAGGGAAAACAACAAAGAUCGAUAUGAAGGGAAAAACGAAAAUUGUAAAACGCCAACUGUAAACGCAGUUGAGGAAGAAAAUGAAACUCGUUUUGUAAUUUCGUUUGUAUGUUCCAGUAAUUAAUUAGAAGUUAGCCGGCAGUAAAGAAGAAGUGCGGUUAUCGAUGUUAAAUUAGCAUCUCAGUUAUUUUCUGACAAAGUAUUCCUUUUGCGGUUCUUGCAGUUUAUGAUCAUGCAGUGUAUCAAUUGCAAGCAGGCCAAUUUUCAACCGCUUCACGCUUGAAAGCAAAUGUGGCUUGUAAGAGCCCCAGAGGAAAAAAACACUUUUAUGGAUUCCACUUUUAAACACUAAAAUAAGUGAAAAUGUUGGGAUCGAGCGCUUAGAGCCAUUUUAUACUUUGUAGGGGGACAAGGAAAACCAGGUACCAACAAGCCAUCCCCAGGCCCUCCUGGUCCUAAAGGAGACCAGGGAGCAGUUGGGAAGACUGGAGCCCAGGGACCACAGGGUGAAAAAGGAGAAAAGGGACAGGAUGGAGCUGGAAAUUCAGGGGUGCAGUACGUUCGCUGGGGAAGGACCACAUGUCCUACUGGUGCGCAGAUAGUUUAUAAAGGUAAGCGAAGAUAUCUUACAUAAUAGUUACUAUUGCUGCCAUGAUUCUAAAGACAAAAAGAGUGAUAAACUGAAGAUUUGUAUGCCACAUAAACCUACUAAUCAUUAUUUAAAUGUGACAACAAUGAAACUUCUCCAAGGUUGUUACAUUUACUGGUCAAUAACCUGGGCCUCUCUUUAAGUUAUCUUUUUGUUGCAUCUUUCCAGCAUAUUAACAGUUGAGUGUAACUGGUUCGUACCUGUUCAUGCAUGAGACAGACUGAAAUCUGGGUAUGAGAUAACGCCCUUGUUUUUCCUAACAAUGCGCAGUCUCACGGCCUUUGUUACGUCGAUGUCACAUGAAAAUGUAUGCCGCAAAAGUUGGUCAUCCAUCAGACCCUGAAUAGUGAAUUAUUACCCACAAAGCAUAAAUGAUUGCGCUUGCUGAAAUGUAGUUUCAUAAGUUUGUACAAGUAGGCUUUUUUAUGUAUGUAAUUCUAGAGUAUUGCAUUACAUUUUUGCCUCAAAAUGUUACAUCCAUUUGUGGUCUGUGGUCUUGGUGUUUCAAGCAGUCUGAUUAGUUCGCUAUCUUAAUCAGGGGCACCAGACGAGAAUAUAGUUCAAAACCACUUAAACAUAGCAUUGUUAAACGUAUUUUGGUAUUUAAACAGUAGCUAUAGGCAUAUUUUUAUCCCCUAAAAAUUUUUCAUCUGUUCGGAUUUCCUAGCUGAAAGCCAGGUGAUCCGAAAAUUAUAGGGAUCAAAACUUACCUUUUCGAAAAUUUCAGCCAGAAAAAAGGCUCCCGAAAAUUUUAGGUGACCUUUUUAGGGUAAAAAUCGGUUAAAAAUGAGCAAUUAUACCUUUUUUAGAUGUACGCAAAUCCUAGGAGAGGCAGGCAAGCAAGAAAUUUUAAAACAAAUGUUUCGAAAAUUCUAGAUCUCAAAUCGUCUUUCGAACAGAUAUUUUCCGAAAAUUGACGUUGGGUGCCCCUGCUUAAUAUUCAGCUCUUAGCGAUAUUGCGUGAGCUAGAUGUUUUGCCAAUUUUUUGAGUAAGAACUAGUCAACAGAAUCCUAUGGUUGAUGUUUUUGAAGGUAAGAAAAGAUUUCAAACUAUUUUAACUGCGUUUUCCGAUUUACUUUUAUAGCAGAAUGUUUUCGUUUUCAACAACAGUUUACUCGAGUAGAGGAUGCCAUUUUGUUAACUCAGCAUUUCCUUACAAGGGGAAUUCAGUUGCCUAGAAAUCAAAGUUAAUUUAUGAUGAAAGAAGAUGAAAACAAAUGUUUGCGAAAAUUCUUCAUUUCAAAUAACCAAGGCAGAGAAAAGACGCCUUGCCUCCCUCAACCGCUAGCCGCCAUUUAAUGCACUUGCGAAGAGCAGAACAGGAAAGCUUUUAAUUAAAGGGGUUGUGUCACCGCAGUCCAGUUUCUUUUGUUUAAUUUUGCGAAUUACUCGCCUUCAAUCGCUAUAGAACUUAAAAUAUGCAAUUAAUUAUACGUAAAUGACAAAAUCAGAGAUCCGAGACAAACAAAUAUGUCUCCUGAGCAUUGUUUUUGAAGUUGCAAGCAGCAGGGACCAACUUUGAAAAACUGUUAGGCUGAACAGUUUUCAAAAAUCCUAAUUUCAAUCCGAUUCAAUCUUCUUCAGUUUUGCCCAUCCGUGGCAUCUGUUGUUUCUGUUACGUUAUUUUAACCUUCCUUUAAAGUUUUAAGUGGUUAUUUUUAUGUUUCUCUUAAUUUAACGGGCAUUUUGUAAUUUCCUAAUUUGGCUGAAUUUCGUGACACAGCUCCUUUAACUUGGCGUGUUGACAGAAUUUCAAAAAGAAUAAUUGUUGUUGAUAUUUUUUUUGCUUUGUAUCAGGUAUAGUAGGUGGAGAGCACUACACUCACCCUGGUGGUGGAGCGAACUACCUCUGCCUUCCACACAAUCAAAGUAUGACGAGUACAAAGAUGGCCAUCAGAGCUCCGGAUACAUGUACGGCACUGAGUAUGAAGUAAAUGAUCGCGACGGAAAACAGAGAAAUCUUCACGAUCAUGAAGCACCAUGCGUUGUCUGCUUCGCCAAAUCACGUGGCUCGAUGCUGAUGAUGCCUGCCAGGAAUGACUGUCCUUCUGGAUGGACCGAGGAGUAUCAUGGGUACCUGAUGACUGCAUAUUAUAACCACAAGCAUUCAACCGAUUUCAUCUGUGUUGACGGGGAUUCAGAGUUUGUUCCUGGUACCCAUGCAAACAAGAAUGGUGCUUUGCUGUACCCUGUGGAAGGUGUUUGUGGCUCACUCCCAUGUCUUCCUUAUGUCAACGGGCGAGAGUUGACAUGCGCUGUGUGCACCAAAUGA